Messenger RNA from Necator americanus (New World hookworm), 525 nucleotides. RefSeq lists its product as uncharacterized. The record is from RefSeq and is a predicted model, not a curated record. Gene Ontology annotation, cellular component: palmitoyltransferase complex. The transcript is spliced from 6 exons. NCBI's taxonomy places the organism in Eukaryota, Metazoa, Nematoda, Chromadorea, Rhabditida, Ancylostomatidae. Gene Ontology annotation, biological process: protein targeting to membrane; peptidyl-L-cysteine S-palmitoylation. The coding region runs from base 1 to 525 and encodes 174 amino acids.
AUGGUCAUGACUUCUCCAUCACAGUCAACAUCCAAAAAUGGGGUAACAGUGCACGAAAUGAAAGCAAUUCGGCUGGAGUCAUGUCGCAAAAUAUUCAUUCCUAGGGAUUAUGCACAUGGCCUCAACGUUCAUUUUGAAACGCAAUUCCCUCUGAUUUUGCGUGGAAAGAUCUCUGAACGAACUUGGGAAACUACCAUUGACACGAUCAACUCAAUUUUUGCCGAAGCUGAAAAGGUAUGUUUCGCUACCAUACUCGAAACGAUAUUGGGUUGCGUAACUUGUUAUUGUUCCCGUUUAGUAGCAGAAACUAUAUAUCAAAAGAAGAUGACGAAACUUAACGAAUUUCUUGACCGAGAGAAUCAAGGGACCUACAAUCCAGCAGGAUUACAUAUACUAAGUCCCAUGGAGAGGGGCCUUCGUACGAUCGAAAUCUGGAUUCUUUCUGAAUCAUCUUCUGACGCUAAUCCGGCGCGAUCAGAAACAUCUGGUGUUUGUAUUGUGUAUCCAGAGUCGGGUUUACCAUGA